Molecule: messenger RNA, 10277 nt
Organism: Colius striatus (speckled mousebird)
Lineage: Eukaryota; Metazoa; Chordata; Aves; Coliiformes; Coliidae
Gene: KREMEN1
Product: kringle containing transmembrane protein 1
Exons: 9
Coding region: 505-1821 (438 amino acids)
Biological process (GO): Wnt signaling pathway; multicellular organism development
Cellular component (GO): plasma membrane
Source: RefSeq, a predicted model, not a curated record
UGUCCCUUGGCACAUUGAUAUCAGUGGGUACACACGCUGCCUUGCGAUCGCGCGUGUCCCGCGGUGUCUGCGCGUCCAUCUGCGAGUGUCUCGUGACUCUUUGCGUGCCCGGGCGCCCACGUGUCUGCCUCCGAGUGCCCGCAUGCGUCCGCGUGGGCCCCUGUGCCGGCGUCUCUGCCCGGGCCCGGCCGCCAGCUGCGUCCCGGGCCUCUGCAGCGCGGCCGGGAGGCGGCUGUGCCCGCGGUGCUUGCUCCCGGUGCGCUCUGUGCGGGAGCCGCGCCGACACGGCUUGGCCGCCCAGACAGUUUCAGAACGAUGCCUAAAACCGCACGUGGCGCUUGAACUUCGCCGCACGCCGACCUGCUGACGGCCGCGCCGCUCGGCACAGCGCUGCUCGGGCGCAGCCCUCCGCCGCGCGCUUUAGGGAGCUCCAUGGGACUACCGCAGAGUUUGUAGCGUUCUUUCCCGGCCGGCGCCCUCCCCUUCCCCCACCCGCCGCGCUUCAUGGGACGGGAGAGGUGCUGCACCUGUGUGCUCCCAUCAGCUGAAUGUUAUACAGCAAAUGGGGCUGACUAUCGUGGCACUCAGAACCAGACCUCCCAAUAUGCAGGGAAACCUUGUCUUUUUUGGAAUGAGACGUUUGAGCAUCCUUAUAAUACUUUGAAAUACCCCAAUGGGGAGGGAGGGCUUGGAAACCAUAACUACUGCAGGAACCCCGAUGGAGAUGUCAGCCCGUGGUGCUACAUUGCAGAGCACGAGGAUGGAAUAUAUUGGAAAUACUGUGAGAUUCCAUCCUGCCGAAUGCCAGGGAAUCUAGGGUGUUACAAGGACCAUGGAGAGCCACCACCUUUAACUGGGACCAGUGAGACCUCCAAUAAACUCACUAUCCAAACAUGCAUCAGUUCCUGCAGAAGUCAACAAUUUAAGUUUGCAGGCAUGGAAUCAGGUUAUGCUUGUUUCUGUGGAAAUAAUCCUGACUACUGGAGAUACGGGGAGGCAGCCAGUACAGAAUGCAACAGUGUUUGCUUUGGAGACCAUACUCAGCCUUGUGGUGGGGAUGGCAGAGUCAUUCUUUUUGACACCCUUAUUGGUGCCUGUGGAGGGAAUUACACUUCUGCUACAGCUGUGAUCUAUUCCCCAGAUUUCCCCGAUACAUACGGCACAGGAAAAGUCUGUUACUGGACCAUACAAGUUCCAGGAGCAUCUCAAAUCCACUUCAGCUUUGCCCUUUUUGAAAUCAAAGAUGCUACAGAUAUGGUGGAACUGCUGGAUGGCUAUACCUAUCACGUUCUAGCUCGCUUUAAUGGCAAGAACCGGCCUCCUCACACCUUUAACAUCUCUUUGGAUUUUGUCAUUUUGUACUUUUUCUCAGAUGAAAUCAAUCAAGCCCAGGGAUUUGCUAUCAGAUACAGAGCUGUCAAGGACAAUGUGCAUCAAAACAAGAUUCCAACGAAUCAGACCCUUUCAGAGAAGAGAACUGAACAAGCAAAUCUCAGCAUCAGUGCAGCACGGUCAUCAAAGAUACUUUAUGUCAUCACAACCAGCCCGAGUCAUCCUAGUAACUCCAUGCCUGAGUGGACAAUAUAUAGUCUCACAGCACUGCUCAUCCUAAGUGUUACAGCCAUAAUAGCAAAGAUAUUUCUCCACAUUACCAUGAGAUCCCGUCAGAUACCAUCUGCAACUGAAACAGAAGAUUCCAGUGAGGUGACUACUGCUGGUGAGAUCUGGAGUAUAUUUUACCAGCCAUCCACAUCGAUAUCCAUCUUCAAGAAAAAGCUUCUAAGUCAACAAGAUGAUUGCAACCCACUAGUGGGAAACUGAAGUGCCUUUUACAAGAGUCAAGCUUCAGAAAACCCAGGUGACUUGGGAAUAAUCCUUUUUUUUUUUUUGUCUCCCAAUUUCAUACUUGUUUUCCAAAAAGUCCAUUCCCAAAGGCCUUUGAGUAACUUUGCCUAUCUGCUGUUCUCUUGGGUAUACUAAUGACAACAGAUUUAAUUGCAGCAAUAAUUUUGAAAUACCUGGUGCUCAGCAAAUUUGUAGUGCUUUUAGUUACUGGCUUUAAACCAAUGCACUUAAAAUACAUGUAAAAACCUAUAAAAUUCAAAGUCCGGUACCUCUGCUAAAAGUGACUGAAUCAGUAUCUGCAGGUUGAGGACCCCUCGUGUCCUGCUUUCCUAUACCACUGUUAUUAUAUCAGGCUAUCUUAGUCCCUUUAUUCUGAAGGCUGAAGACAGAGGAAGAUACUGAUAACCUGUUCAGCUGCCACAGUGACCACAGAGCUUAUUUGCCUUAACAUAAACAUGUCUAAAUGGUACUAUACAGUAAAAUGGGAGUCAAAAGACUUCAAGAAACUAUCAGCCUAUCAGCCUUGUUGCCCAAGUGCUCUGUUUCCACAAGCAGAGAUGUACAAAUAAAAGUCAAAUCAAAUUCAGGAGGCAAUGCUCUGUGGAGUUUCAGCCGCAAACGUGAGUUUUGCUGGAGUAAUGCUCACUGGGUCAAGGUCUGCACAAGCAAUGAAGACUUUUAAAUUACUAUGUCUGAGCCAUCAUUCAUCAAUGAUUAUGAUAGUUUUGUUCAUAUUCACAGUGACCCUUUAAGAAAACUAUUGUACUCCAAUUUGAAGUCCUGCAUUCAUUCUAGAUGUAAACUUAGGGCUUGUUAAAGGAUUGUCCAAAGGAUGUAAAUGCCCUGAAUUUUUAACAGUGAGACUGACUAAUAUAAAUUCAACCACCAGUGGGGUCUCAGCGGCGUAAACUAUUUACAGAGUUGUAGCCUGCUAUUAAAAACCCAUCUGCUAUUAAAAACCCACCUAGGCCAGGCUGUGAAUCUGAACAUGUACCUAACAAUCACUUUAAUACUUACCUGUGAGAGGAAAAACUGUCUCCUUGCCUGUAAAAUUGAAACUAAACUGCAUUUUUAAGAUUAAUGCCCUUAAUUUUCAAGGAAAAUUAAGUGGGGAUCUGAUCUGUGAAAUGAUUUCUCUUUGAUUGCAACAGACAGCAUUAACUGUUUUUCUCUUUGGUAGAAUAUCUCUACACCCAGAAUGCUAAGACUUCUCAUCCCACCACCAGGGAUCAACAGGGAGUCUUUCAGCAUCAGCAAAUCCAGACCAACAAGACAUUUAGGGAAAACAGACAAUACAGAAGUCAGAUAAAUUGAAAAGUUUCCUGAGAAAGCAGCUCCUCAAACUAAGUUAGAGGAAAUUCAGUGAGAGCCAUUAAAAUACAGUAAUUUCAGUAAAGACAAAAGGAAUCAAUAUUAAAUAUUAAUAUUAAAUAUUAAAUGUAUAUGCAAAAGAAAACUACAAAAAGUGAGAAAAUUGUCAAUGAAUUAAAGUCCAGUAUAGUAUCUGCCCUCUGCUUUUAACAUAUAACUCUUUUCCAUUUAAGAUGUCUGUAGAUUUCCUUGAAAAAACAGGGCAUCUAAGAAUUAAUGAAAUACUGUCUUACUUGCCAGUGUAGAUCUCUCAUAUUUUACCUGAAUUUAAUCAAUUCCAGUUCCAUUUAUGUACCACAGAUGAGUGCCAGAGACAGCUGCAAAAUACCACAAUAAAUGCUUAAUAGAAACUAGACUUUACUAAGCCACCAAUUAUGGAAUUGUUUAUAUAAAAAAUGGAAUAUCAUGGGAACAUCUAGUACUUCUUGCAUGAGCUGCUGGAAAGAUUACAGGAAAAGAUCAUUACAGUAUCACCUAAAAUCAAGACAGAACGAGUUGUAAAAUAUGCUGGUUAUCUCGUACGUGUCAUCAGGUUGGACCAAAAAACAUUCUCUGUUACAGACACAAUAAAAAUUCUUAAAUUGCCUUUUUUAACAGUCAGGUUUUGCAUCAUGCCAUGUGGGCAAAGAGUCCACCUCACAGAUUUGUAGCAAAACAAAUUAGUUGCCUCCUAAGCACGCUUAAUAUGGUUCACUAUUAGAAAACCAGGAGGGAAGAGUCAGUGUAAAACUAGAUCCUUAAGAAUUAUAAGCACAUUGUGAUGAAGCUUUGCUUGCCUUAUCAAAUGUUCUUGAGCAGUUAUACAGUCAAAAGGACAUUCAUAAAGCAAUUAGCUAAUGCUGAUAAACUGAAGAAACUUCAAGAGCACUCCAUGACUGAUUUCUACCUACUGCAGAAGGUAAAAAGACAGAAGUGUUAAGUUUCCUAUCUUCUGUAAAGACUUUCAUUUCACUAUAAAAUUAGAGAAAGUCCAUUACAAACAACAGCAAAAACCCUGAUGCUACUAAUGCAAAAUCUAGAGAAUUUAGAAACUGGUAUGUUUUUCAUCAGUCCCUUAGCUCCUCAAUUAUUUUUUAAAUAAUUAAAUCCUAUUUCGUGGGCUUUUCUUAGAGAGUGUUUUAUAGAAUCACCAAUUUCAGUAUGAAAUACCCAUAAAACCAGCAGUUACAGCAGAUUAUCUGGCCAUGGCAGCUAUGAACAUGACUAAGAAUAAGGUAUUGCACACUAAUAAAAGUGUAGAGGAAAUUGUUACAUUUUACCCCCUAAUCUUCCAGAUUGUCUGAUUUUAGAUAUCUCUAAUACUAGGAAACAGCAAAAGAUAGAAAUGCACGGAUAGAGUCCGUUAAAUAGCGCUUCUUACUAUACAGGUCUGAGACCCGUAAGGAGCAAGUAGAUCUCUGCUGUGGAAUUUUUCCAAAUGUGGUAUGGUCACCCACACUCCUAGUUCAGACACUUCAGUGGUAAGGUGGAAUAUGACCAACAUAUGUGUUAUCCAUUAACCUAGUACUUUAGGAUCUUUGAUAUACGGGUUUGGGGAGAGAAAGAAGAAAAGUCUGAUAUGCACAACUGUUGUAAUCCCACAUGAUUCAGCAUACAGAAAUGUCCCUAUGACACCGACAGCUGAGUGCUGACAGCUGGAGGGCCUGGACACCUCAGGAUACUAGUGUUUGCAGAGUUUUCUUACACCACUUGAAAAUAGCUGCAGAAGAAUAAUUUCUUUGGAAUUCUAUCUGAAUGGCCUUCUGACCUGCUACUAGUAGUUCCCUGAACAGACUGGACAGGCUGUAAAUGUAAUAUUGGCCACAAUUUCAAAAGCAACUGUUUUGACAACAAAGCCAUCAUGAGGAGCUGCCUCCUCAUAUACACGCAUUCCAGACCCUGCUCUGGCCCCCUCAUUGCUCGGUUGUGUUGGUAUGACUGGCUGUGUGGCAGUGCAAUAAACUGAUCAGGUUAAAAAUUACAAUCGCCUUUUCUUACAUUAGUUACUUUUAAGAGAGAUAAGUAAUCUUGUUUAUUGGGUGGUGGCACAGAUAGGUGAGCUAACGUUGCUAAGUUAGCUCACAAAAAUACAUAGGACAAAGAGAAUUGUCUGCCCCAGAAGCAGGGGCAGUACCAUGGCACUGCCAUCGUAGCAACUUCUGAGACUACGUCCUUAUUUUCUGCAGCAUGGCAGUUACAAGAGCCUACCAUACAGGCAGACCUCAGGUGGGAGGGGGCCAGCUGGACAAGUGGCCUCCCUAAUUAAAAAUCUACAUUUAAAACUAGCUUAGUUCAACUAAAUGAUUUUGUAUGUACUUUUGUCUUAAUAUUCUGAUGUUGGGGGGAAAUGGAGGUUAUGUUAUUUAAAAAUCUGUGUGAAAUGUUAUCAUAGUAAUAUAUAUUUAUAUAUGCAUAGGAAGUGCACAUUGCGCUUGUACCUUGCCAACAUUUUACAGGAAGAUGUUAGUUUACACUGUCGAGAAAAUUUCUGUUAUUUCUAAAAUUUUCUAUAACACUGUAACCAUAGGAAAAAAUGAUAAAUUCAUUGGUAUGUAUGACAGAAGAACACUGAGGGUAGCUCAGACUCAGUUUUGUGUCACAUUAGAUGCUAAUGAAACGAUUGCUUUAAAAUGCACCUUCCUCCUUUGAUUCUUAUUUCUAGCUUGGAAUUGUAUUAGGUUUUUCACCCAGUUCUGCAAAUUCACGUGCAUAUACUCUUUGGAUCAUUUUAACUUCAAACGUGUUAUCUGCUUUUUCAAUCAAGUAUUAACAUUUCAGGGCUUGUUUCUGCCAGAUCUGCUACAGCCAGUGCACUCUUGAGGACUUUUAUCACAUUGCUCAUGCAGAGAACCUAAUGGUAUUUCAGAAUUCCAGUCUCUGUAUUCCAGUCUGCCCUGGCAAUAGUAUAACCAGGAGAUUUUUUCCUGACAGCCCUAGAAACUGUACCAAAUCUGCAGCCUGUAUAACUACAGGCCAAACAGAUCAGUAGACACUUGGCUGUCACUGAGUGUGCAUGACUAGCUAUUCCAGUUUCAUCUUCUGCUUAAUAAACCUUCUCAGGCACUGGGAAGGACUGCCAAUAGAUUUUUCUAGUGCACCACUUUGCCUAAAGGAAGGGUGAACUACAAAAACAACUCCUGACAAAUACUUGUCCAACUAGUUCUUAAUACCUUUCAGCAAUAAUAUUUCACAAUCUUCCAGUGAAAUAUAGCCCAGUGACAGUUUCAACUGAAAAUUAUUCUAAACAUUUAUGAACCUUGUAAAUCUGUUACCUUGAGAUCUUGAGAGUGAAAAAUAUAAUUGUCUUCAGAUCAUACCAUUUUUUUCUAUAGCACCACUCCCCUUGACACACAUACAUUUCAUGCAACUCAUACUUUCUCCAUUUUACCAAGCACCUCUGCUUUGGGAUGAAAUUUGGCAUUCUGAAUUUUAGUCUCAAGACAACUUAUUGUAAAUCCAAAGGUUAUCACAUGGAGCAAGUAAGGACUGACAAGAAACCAGAAUAAUUCAAUCUUAUGGGGGGGAGGAUAAUCUGCUCUCCUUUCUUGCCAUUCAGGUUAUGAGACUGCUCUUAACACUUCUAUUUAUUCUCGUAGCUGUUGCCUUUUUUGUUGUUGUUUCCUAAGCAACAGUUUCAUUCCCCAUGAGGGAAAUGUAUUCUGUACUCUGAAAGAAACACUUUUCUUUCAUUUAAGUCACAGGAGCAGGGUGCUUCCAUUGCAAGACAAAAUGUCUGGUUUCAGGUAUGUUGUUUUCUCCUUGGCCAAAGACAGGCAGGCUGUCUCCACAUGCUAUGAACACAGCCAUCCUUUUAAGGACUCUUCUCUUCAUGCUAUCCAAGUAACAUCCAAUGUUUCCUAACAGCUGUCAUAGGAUUUGACAGAUGCACCCAAUAUUGCUACAGCAAAAAUGAGAUUGUGUUACAGAAACACCAAGUGUUACCAUAAUGUACAAUCUCAUUAGGAAUAGUCUGUUCCCGCAUUUCUUUUUUUUUACCAUAUGGAGGUUACAUGCAGCUUUAUGGUGCCCACAGGACUCUCAUUUUGCCAUAAAUUUGUUCCUUAAAUAUUGAACCUCAAAAGUGAAAAGAACUUUCCCCUGUCAAAUCUCAAAAUAUUCAUUUUUGAUUGAAAAUAUUUAAAUUUAGUCAUUAAAAGUGACAACAAAGGGCAGAAUACCACACACACACACACAAACUAAGCACCACAUUAAAGUUCAGUCAACAGCCCACAACUGUCUUUCUCAAAGAGGCAGAGUACGAGUUCACUGAUCAUUUUGCGGGACAGCAAGGGUAGAGGUUCUGAUCUUAGAAGAACAUCAAUCAUCUCAAAGUCUUCUUGAGGAUAAAAAAAAAAAGAGAAAACAAAACACUGGUCAGCAACGGCAAACUGUGGGGGUGGAGGGAGGUAAGAAGAAUGGGAUGUGACCUAUCAACAUAGGUGUAGCAGCCAAACACAUGGAAAGUUUUACGCUAUUUCUAAGAGCAACUGUUUAAUGACUAAAGGCUGUGCUGCCAUUCAGCAGGAUCAGGGGGAUCUUGACCAGCUUGAGAGUUGGGCAGAGAGGAAUCUGCUGAAGUUCAACAAGGACAAAUGCAGACUCCUGCAUCUGGGAAGGAACAACCCCAUACACCAGUAUAGGCUGGGGCUUGACCUGCUGGAGAGCAGCUCUGAGUAGAGAGAUCUGGAAGUGCUGGUUGACAAUAAACUAAACAUGAGCCAGCAACCUCACAUGAGGUGAGGCCUCAUCUGGAGUCCUGUGUCCAGUUUUGGGCUCAAGAGGGAUGGGGAACUGCUGGAGAGAGGCCAGCACAGGGCUACCAAGGUGAUCAGUGGACUGGAGCAUCUUCUUUGUGACGAAAGGCUGCGGGACCUGGAGCUGUUUAGUCUGGAGGACGUGGGGGGGAUCUCAUUAGUAUUUACAAGUAUCAAAAUGGUAGAUGUCAGGAGGUUGGGGCAUCACUUUUUUCCGUUGUAUCCAGUGACAGGACAAGGGGUAAUGGGAUGAAGCUGGAACACAAAGUUCCAUUUAAACAUAAGAAAGAACUAUUUCCCUGUGAAGGUGAGGGAGCCCUGGCCCAGGCUGCCCACGGGGGUUGUGGAGUCUCUUUCUCUGGAGGUGUUCAAGGCCCACUUGGACAUGUUCCUGUAUCUGCGGAUCUGCUUCAGCAGGGGUGUUGGACUAGAUGAUCCCUAAAGGUCCCUUCCAACCCCUACUAUUCUAUGAUCUAUGACUGAUUUGCAAAUAAAAUGCAUAGCUCUAAUAACUAGCAGUUGCCAAGGUUCUGUUCACCAAGAAAAAAAAUGUAUGUACUUUGGGAAGCACUUGCUUAUGCUGCCUAUCUCCCAUCUGCCUGUUGCUCUUCCAUUAUUGUGCCUGUCUUCUCAUACAGACCAGGCUUUCCCAUAGUACCUGAGAUGAGGAUGAUAACUGAUCCUCACACUAAGAGGAGUCCCAUGCAAAAUGAUACUCCAGUUCAACAGUCUGUCAUCCCAAACAUGGAGCUUUCGCAUACAAAACAAGGAGUCUGAGAGAGGUAAGGCUUAUUCUUGGCUUAAUUCUGAGGUGAGCAAAUUACAGUGCACUUCAACAGAGGAGAAGAAAAGUCCAGGGGAAUUACUAGGUGAAAAUCUCUGGGAAAAGGAAGAAAACAGAGGAGACUGGAGAGGAUUAUUUGUGUGUGUGUGUUUAUCACUGAAUGGGAAAUAAUGAACAUUAAUAAAAACAGAGGCAAACUGUUUAUGCAGCAACAUAUAAGCAUGUAUUACAUAAAUACAUAUGUAUGAAAACACAGAGGUUGCUAUCCACAUACCUCCAUGUCCCUCUCUUUUGUUCUCUGCCUAAACAUCUUUGGUCAAAUUUUGCCCUCUGCCGACAAAUGACGACUAGCACAGCACUGAUUUUCACUUCAGUGACACCAGUCAUUUCAUGAACAGGGUAAGGACUUGGACCUAGCUUGACUAUUGAAACUAUGAUAUAAUCUGCUUGUAUCCACCUGCAUCAUCCUGGCUCAGGCGUCGAAACUGCUUUAUUUCAAUACAAUAACCUAUUUUUACCUGAAAUGAAGAAACAAUCAAGUUCUCUUGCUACAAGGAACAGCCAGGCAGGUUCCACACAUAGAUGAGGAUGCCUUUGAGCAGAUGUGCCACUCCUUCUGUGCCUGGAGGCUUCAGUGGCUUGUGAGAUAGACACAACUCCUCCUGCCAACUCACCCCUCCCCCUCAAAUAACCAGCAUACUGUAUAAAGGCCCAAGUGCUGACUCAUUACUUACGGGCUGCCACACUGCAGUUUCAGCUCUACCACAUUUCCUUUCCUGUUUUCUCUGGCAGAGCUCUUUACCCCAUCUCUUCUACAGCAUGCUCUGGUGCAUUACUUUCCUAACCCUUCAUUUCACCUUCCUUCCUAUGUAAUCUGUUUUCUUGCAAGGAGUAGACCUAGCUUCUCCCCUCCUCAGCUCCAACAUCAGCCAGGUGUGACCAGGGACACUGAAGCAACAGGCAGCCCUCAUGCAACACCAACACUGGGUGGUGUUUCCUGGGGUCAGUACAAGGAAGGUAGCUAAAACUGUCAAGUACUGGACUUACAAUACCAGGUAAAAAAAGAUAAAUUCCUGGUUGAUAUUUAACUGUGGCACUUCCUCAAAGUUGAGUGGUCCUAAGACAGAACAUUAUCGGUUAUCUCCAGAAAAAACACUUCCAAACUUUUUACCAUGAUCAUUUAUGAUGUGUGUGAAUGCAUAUACAUACCCACCUGUUGGUUUUUAAAAGGAAAAAAUAUUGUUAUUACAGUUCAUCUCAGUAAAUCUAUGUCUAUACUUUUGAGAAAUGCAGCUGUCCAUGUCUUUUCCCCAGAACAAGAACAACAACUUCCGCAUGUAUAUGCAAUAAAACUGUAUUUUUGUGUGGUUUUGCCUUUUUUUUUUUAAAUACAGGAAUUUGUACACUUUCUUACAAAACUGCAGGUAACUACAACUUUUCUUAAAUCAUUUUUGGUCGGCAAGUACUGUAAAAUCUUUGUGUGCAAUUAUAAUGUAUUUACACAGCCCCACGUUAGUGAUUUCCAAUGAUUAUUACAAUAAUGU